Harmonia axyridis is the source of this 1583-nucleotide messenger RNA. Its product is annotated as solute carrier family 25 member 40-like. Gene Ontology annotation, biological process: mitochondrial transmembrane transport. The coding region runs from base 132 to 1226 and encodes 364 amino acids. The transcript is spliced from 6 exons. The record is from RefSeq and is a predicted model, not a curated record. NCBI's taxonomy places the organism in Eukaryota, Metazoa, Arthropoda, Insecta, Coleoptera, Coccinellidae.
UGUCAAAGACAUAACCUGUUGUUGGGUAAUGUUUUCUGUUGUCCAUGCAUGAUCCAUGCCAAAAUUAAGAUGAAACAUGGCAUGUAUGUAAUAAGAAAUAAAACUGGGAGUAUUCAUUAAUUGCCGAUUGAAUGAAACUCAUUAAGACAAUGAGUUCCGAAGAACGUGAAAGCUUGUCAGUACCAGAAGAUGUAGAUUUUCGUAUUACAGCAACACAACAAGCUUUGGCAUCGUGCACUGGUGCCGUAUUAACUUCGCUAUUAGUUACUCCUUUAGAUGUAGUGAAAAUAAGACUUCAAGCACAACAGAAGAACACACCAAAAUGUUAUUUAUACUGUAAUGGAUUAAUGGAUCAUUUUUGUGGGUGUAAACCUCAAGAUUUACAAAGACAAUGGUAUGCAAGACCAGGUCAUUUUUCAGGAACUAUGGAUGCAUUUUAUAAAAUCACAAAAACAGAGGGAAUAUCAUCCUUAUGGAGUGGUUUAAGUCCUACACUUGUGUUGGCUAUCCCAGCUACAAUAAUUUACUUUGUGGCUUAUGAGCAAAUGAGGUUGAAGUUAAAGCAUCGGUACAAUAUUGCAAAUCCAGGAACUUCAGGACAACCCUUUUGGAUACCCAUGUUUUCUGGUGGCACAGCAAGAAUUUUUUCAGUUACUAUAGUAAGCCCCCUAGAAUUAAUAAGGACCAAGAUGCAAUCUCAAAAAUUAAGUUAUUAUGAAAUCAGACGAGCUCUAAAGAUGUUGAUUAAGCAGGAUGGAAUAGGUGCUUUAUGGAUGGGCGUUAUUCCCACCUUAUGUAGAGAUGUUCCUUUCUCUGCAAUAUAUUGGACUAAUUAUGAAACAUUCAAAAAGCUAUUUUGGACUUCUAAUCAACCAUCUUUUUCAAAAAGCUUCAUUUCAGGAGGACUAGCUGGAAUGGUAGCUGCCACUAUCACAACACCAUUUGACGUAAUCAAAACACAUCAGCAGAUUCAAUUAGGGGAAAAAACUUUAUAUGGGGGAAAAUCUAAAACUAUGGUAGGUUCUUUCUACGAUACUUUCUGGGAAAUACGAAAAUCGCAUGGAGUUAGGGGUCUGUUUGCAGGACUUUUUCCUCGUGUGAUAAAGGUGGCUCCCUCUUGUGCUAUCAUGAUAUCAUCGUUUGAAUAUGGAAAAAUAUUUUUCAACAGGUUAGCGAGGAAAAACCAUGUAGCCAAUAUUAGUACCAAAAAAGACUUAAUGAAUUAAAAAUUAUGACCUACUUAUUUUUCAAUGUUAAAAUUUGAUAUAAUUGUAAAUAUUCAUGAUUGUUAAGUUUUAUUCAUGAUUGUUUUGUUUUCUAAAAUUUACCAAAUAUAGGAAAGUUUCAAUCCUAUGAUUGAAAAUUAAAUAAUUAUAAUAAUAUUGUUUUAGAAGGUGACACCCAGUAUUGAAAUUCCGGAGUUGAUUCUUACAAAAUGUACUAUUGGAGGAGGGGAAAGUAUUAAACUGUUAAAUUCAUAAGUAUAAUUGAAGAUGUAAAAUAUUCAUACAAUUUUUUUACUUUCAAUCUUAUAUAAUUUUAUCUUUAAGUUCUUCAAAAAUAAACAAGAAGAUCAAUUAUAA